Molecule: messenger RNA, 1052 nt
Organism: Mastomys coucha (southern multimammate mouse)
Lineage: Eukaryota; Metazoa; Chordata; Mammalia; Rodentia; Muridae
Gene: Nfu1
Product: NFU1 iron-sulfur cluster scaffold
Exons: 8
Coding region: 93-944 (283 amino acids)
Biological process (GO): iron-sulfur cluster assembly
Cellular component (GO): mitochondrion
Molecular function (GO): iron-sulfur cluster binding; iron ion binding
Source: RefSeq, a predicted model, not a curated record
GCAGGUCCCUGUCGCCGCCUUCUCACGGGGCGGGAGCUGGCGUCUGAGGGAGCCUUGUCCUGGCUCCAGAGCACCGAGGCCAGCCACCUUCUAUGGAUGUCCCUUGUAAAUUCCACGGGAAUGUGGCUCCGAAGGGAAGAGCGGUCCCGGGGUCGUGUCGCGUGUCGCGUCGUCCCCUUUCCCCGGAGGUCACAGCUCGGGAAGAAGUGACUCAAGGGAGUCCACGCCCAGGCCUGUGCGAGUUCUGUUAUGUGGUGACUCCACACACCUUUAAGAAGCAACCUUUGCACCAAUAUGUACGGAGACCGCUUUUCCUGCCACGUGCACCCUUGUGUAACACAGUACGAUUCAUGUUUAUUCAAACACAAGACACCCCAAAUCCCAACAGCUUAAAGUUUAUACCAGGAAAGCCGGUUCUUGAGACGAGGACCAUGGAUUUCCCCACACCAGCUGCGGCUUUCCGCUCCCCUCUGGCCAGGCAGUUAUUCAGGAUUGAAGGGGUGAAAAGUGUCUUCUUCGGACCAGAUUUCAUCACAGUCACAAAGGAGAAUGAAGAAUUAGACUGGAAUUUACUGAAACCAGAUAUUUAUGCAACAAUUAUGGACUUCUUUGCAUCCGGCUUACCCCUAGUGACUGAGGAGACGCCUCCAGGAGAAGCAGGUUCUGAGGAAGAUGAUGAAGUUGUUGCAAUGAUUAAAGAACUGUUAGAUACUAGAAUACGGCCAACUGUGCAGGAGGAUGGGGGUGAUGUGAUCUACAGAGGCUUUGAAGAUGGCAUCGUGCGGCUGAAGCUCCAGGGCUCCUGCACCAGCUGCCCCAGCUCCAUCAUCACCCUGAAGAGCGGGAUUCAGAACAUGCUGCAGUUUUAUAUUCCAGAAGUGGAAGGUGUGGAGCAGGUGAUGGAUGAUGACGAAUCAGAUGAAAAAGAAGCAAAUUCAUCUUAAAUAACCUGCAUUUUCUUUGGCCACAACCAUUGGACUUAUCUUUACUGAGCCUGUAAUUAUAGUCUCUGCUAUGGAAGUUUAUUAAUAAAAGGUUUCCUUCCUCCAGAA